GACGCGGGCGUUCGCAAUAUUUAGAUUCAAGUUUACUUUAUAGUGUUUACACAAAUUACAAAUUAUUUAUACGAUUAGUGUCAUAUUAAUUAUACUGGUGGUGAUAAUAAAUGGAUUGGUUUACGUGUUUUGUAAUUUUUGUGAGAUGGUGAUAGUGCUUAUUAGGUUGAUUGGUGAUUUAGAUUAGGGUGCUCAUGGUUUGUAGUAUACAUAAUAAAGCCUGUGUAAAUGUGAAAACCAUUGAUGUGUCCAUGCCAUUUAGCUAAUGGAUCCAAUUUGAUUUAUAAUAGUGGAUACAACAUAAGUGAGGAUGUCACGAUACGACAUUCGUGUGGUGUAUCCUCCGCCGCCUCCUAGCAAGUGUGCAAAGUUCCUGUACUACACAUGGAAACUAUGCUCGGUGGUGUUCUCCCAUUUCGUGAUGAUCAGCCUGGUGGUGGCGUACUGCAUCCUCGGAGCCGUCACCUUCGAGAAGCUGGAGUCGCAGCAUGAGCGAGAGGUAAAGCAGAACAUCUCUCAAAUCCGAGGCAAUACGACACACAGCAUCUGGAUGAUGACGAACAGAGUGUCGUACCUCAACCAGGCCAACUGGACCGCGGAGGUGGUGGAUAUGUUGAGGGACUUCGAGAACAGCAUUCUCCUGGAGAUGAAGGUCCGUGGUUGGGACGGCAACGAAAGCACCGAUCACAUCCAGUGGACCUUCACUGGAGCUCUCUUCUACUCCAUCAUCGUAAUCACAACCAUCGGCUACGGACACAUCGCACCAAAAACCCAAACGGGGAAGGUGGUGACAAUUUUCUACGCCAUUCUGGGGAUACCACUCAUGCUAUUAUGCUUGUCCAACAUUGGUGACGUCAUGGCUUCAUCUUUUAGGUUUCUCUACUGGCGUGUGUGCUGCUAUGUGUGCACUCGUCCACCGAAAGAGUCUCAUCGUCGUCAUUCGAAUAGACGGUCCGUCCGCUGCGGCAGUACCCGGGGCUCCACACGUCGUCGCAGACCGCUGGAACGAGCGCACUCAGAUACUGAUUGCAGGUAUCGUGAUAGCGGCUACAGUUCGCGCUCGCGUCGCGGCCGCCCCGCACCACGCACUCGUUCGCAGCCACCACCGCAGCCACCGCCGCAGCCGACAACUAGAGACAGAGUUUCAGGUCCAAGAGACUAUGAAAUAGAAGACCGCUCGCCAGCUAGAUACGAGAGAUAUGGACGAGAGCCGUAUGAAGAGGAGGAAGAGGAAUUUCCAGUGAUUGCAUUACCGCUUCAAGACUUACAUGCAGCACUCAAAGAUUUGGAAGACUAUCAAAAGAAGAUCCCACAUAAGCCAGAAAAUCGCAGCAAAUCUCUCCCUAGACCCUCUAAACCAAAACCAGAAUAUGGACCCAGAAGAGAUUUCGAUAGUCAAAGACAUUUUGAAAUAGACGAUGGAAACGAAAUUCUAGAAAUGCACGAUCUUCGUGACGUUGAUUUUGAGAACUAUAGAGAGAGACGGGCUAUAGAAGAAAGAGAUAGAAGGAAGAAAGAAAGAGACUACGGUCGUAGAGACAUUGAGUAUGAUCCGUAUGAUGAUGAUUGUGAAUUUGAUGUUCCGAGGCAUAGACGAGAAUAUGAUCGUAGAAUAGACCGUGGCAGAUCAGAAUGUUACGACAGAGACAUAGAAUACGGGCGACCAGGGCGGCGCGCGCGCAGCGCUGUCUACGACUAUGAGCGACGACCUGAUGAUAUUGAUAGAGGACGCAGGCGGCUCCGACGAUUGUACACUGUUGAGGACGCACCAAGGAAAUACGUUAAUGAUAGAUAUUCUAUAUCACCGGACAGAGAGGAGUGGAGUGAUGAACCACCGCCCUUGAGAAGAGGAAGACCACCAGCAUGGGGCUCUAGACAGUCGGAUAUCUACCCCGAUUCAACUGCAGGGCCAAGUAAAGAAGAGAUAAAGCCCGUCCCCAUCUGGCUAUGUGUGUUUCUAGUAGCGUCAUAUAUCGUCGCGGGCACAUUCCUCUUCAAGAGUUGGGAGGGCUGGGCGUACCUCGAUGCCGCUUACUUCUGCUUCAUCACACUCACCACCAUCGGCUUUGGUGACUUUGUGCCGGCACAGGGGCAGUCAGGCGAGCCGGCGGACGCAGUACAUUCGAUAGCGCUGUGCUCGCUGUACCUGCUGUUUGGUAUCGCGCUGCUGGCGAUGUCGUUCAACCUGGUGCAGGAGGAGGUACGGGCGCACGUCGCCGCGCUCGCUACGCAGUUAGGCAUCAUCAAGCGCACACCACCAGCGCCGGAACAGUGACGUCAAUUGUAGAUAUAAGACUAGUAGACUUGUGGCGGUACAAAUACCGCUACAGUUCUGCAUCGCGCGGCGAGCGACCAUAAUUUACACAAGACCACCUAUCUUGGUCGGAAGAUCUUCUCAACGUAUAUUCACACAGACUAGUUUAUGAGCUUUUGACAGAAAUAUCUAUUCAACACCUUUUUUGAUCUGUUAUUUUUUUGACGUCAGCCGUGCUACUGAAUAGAUAAACUUCGGUCAAAUAACUCAAAAAUGCAUCGUUGCAUAAUUAGAGGUAUAAUGACAAUAACCUCACGACAAUCAUGUGGUACAAUUUGAACGUAGGUAGUCUUUCAACUGCAAU
This is a messenger RNA of Aricia agestis (brown argus), 2618 nucleotides long. RefSeq lists its product as uncharacterized. Bases 311 to 2275 code for a protein of 654 amino acids. NCBI's taxonomy places the organism in Eukaryota, Metazoa, Arthropoda, Insecta, Lepidoptera, Lycaenidae. The record is from RefSeq and is a predicted model, not a curated record. Gene Ontology annotation, biological process: potassium ion transmembrane transport; stabilization of membrane potential. The transcript is spliced from 15 exons. Gene Ontology annotation, cellular component: membrane. Gene Ontology annotation, molecular function: potassium ion leak channel activity.